UGUCCCCCCUUGUUCGCAGGGGCGGCAGAUGUGGCCGGGGACAAUGAGGGGCCCUCCCGGGACGCAGCGGUGACAGACUCCCCGGGCGCAGCCAGCCCCGGCAACGUCUGGCAGGACGCCCGUCCAGCUGAGCAGGGGAGCCGCCCCCACCUCACCCGCCUCUUCUCGCGAGACGCCCCAGGCCGGGAGGACAACACCUUCAAAGACAGACCCUUGGAGUCGGACGGGCUGCAGACUGUGGAGGAGCUGGGCCCCGCCAUGGCCGCACAGAAGAGGCCCUCUCAGCGGCACAGCGCCAAGUACCUGGCGUCCGCCAGCGCCCUGGACCACGGCCGCCCUGGCCUGCUGCCCCGACGCCCGGCCGGGGACCGCGGGCUGCUCCAGACCCUGGGCCGCUUCUUCAGCGGGGACAAGGCCGUCCCCAAGCGGGGCUCGGCCAAGCAGGUCCCCUGGCUAAAGCAGCAUGGGUGCCACCUGCCCUCCCAACGCAGUCUGUGCAGCCUCUACAAGGACACGCACCACGCAGCCAGGCCUGCCCACUAUGGCUCACUGCCCCAGAAGUCCCCGCACGGCCGGGCGCAGGAGGAGAACCCCGUGGUGCACUUCUUUAAGAAUAUUGUGACUCCUCGCACACCUCCACCAUCACAAGGAAAGGGCAGAGGCCUGAGCAGAUUCAGCUGGGGAGCUGAGGGCCAGAAGCCAGGAUUUGGCUAUGGAGGCCGGGCUUCAGCCCACAAGGGGCCCAAGGGGGACCCCCAGGGGACACUCUCCAAAAUCUUUAAGCUGGGAGGACGGGACAGCCGCUCAGGGUCUCCUCUAGCCAGACGCUGAGGUCCGGAGCCCCGCCCUUCGCUUCCUAACCCCUCAGCUGCCCCUCUAACCUGGCGCCCACCCCCACCCCCACCCCCCACCCAGGAGAUGGUGCCACCCCUGCUACUGACCCCCGCCGCCCCCCCCCCCCAGAGACACCCUCCCCAACCUGAGCAGAUGCACCAGGGGCCCUGGACCUGACGAGAACUUUGC
Molecule: messenger RNA, 1023 nt
Organism: Erinaceus europaeus (western European hedgehog)
Lineage: Eukaryota; Metazoa; Chordata; Mammalia; Eulipotyphla; Erinaceidae
Gene: MBP
Product: myelin basic protein
Exons: 7
Coding region: 259-831 (190 amino acids)
Biological process (GO): myelination
Cellular component (GO): compact myelin; neuronal cell body; cell periphery
Molecular function (GO): structural constituent of myelin sheath
Source: RefSeq, a predicted model, not a curated record